Amaranthus tricolor (Joseph's coat) is the source of this 4228-nucleotide messenger RNA. RefSeq names its product protein COFACTOR ASSEMBLY OF COMPLEX C SUBUNIT B CCB3, chloroplastic-like. Bases 3320 to 3889 code for a protein of 189 amino acids. NCBI's taxonomy places the organism in Eukaryota, Viridiplantae, Streptophyta, Magnoliopsida, Caryophyllales, Amaranthaceae. Gene Ontology annotation, cellular component: chloroplast thylakoid membrane. The record is from RefSeq and is a predicted model, not a curated record. The transcript is spliced from 2 exons.
UUAGCUCUUGCCCAAAAAAAAAAUCAAGAAAAAAAGAGUAAACAAUAACAAUGUCGUUCUCAAAAUCUCAUUCAGUCAUCACCCGGUGAAUUUAUAGUUUUGCGCCUAACCCCUCGCCUCCUCACCACAUCCAAAACCUCCAUUUCUUUCUCUCUCCUUGCCUUCAUUUGCUCCCCAUUUCCCCUUCUUCAUCCUUCCUUUCCAUCUUUUUUCUUUAUCCAGAACCAUAAAUUAGGGUUUUUCUUUUCAAAUCGCACACCUUUUUCUCUUACUUUUUCCCCUUUCUCUUUCACUUCCAGUCAAAAUUGCUUCCAGUAGAUCUGUGCUCCAUUUUUUUCUAGCUCAAGCUUCCUGAUUCUUCGCCAUGUUUUGGAAGCUCAGUGCCUUGUCUGCUUCAUCGCCUGUAAGUUUCAACUUCCAUUUUUAAAAUCUAAAUCCCGAUUUUUUUUUUCCUUUUAACUUUGUUUGUUUAUAGCUUAAUAACCUCAAAUGUAUCCAAUUUUUGAUCUGUUUGUUACAGUUUGCUCUUAAGCUUUCCAAGAACAAUUUUUUAAAAUUAGUGUUUUUAGUUUGCUUAUUUUUUCCGAUGACCAUGUGGUUAUGUUUGUAUUUGGUAUACUUGGGAUAUUUAAAUCUAUAAAGUUGACUAUAGUAUUUGUUGGAUGAGUGCUGAAGUGAAGAGGAGGAUUCAAGUUUGUUUUUUUUUUUGUUUUUUUUUUUUGUUUUCUUAGAUUAACUAUUGAUGACUAGCGUGUUAUGAGCUAUAUCACUUCCUCUUCAAUUUUUUGUUGGUUAUUUGAAUAUGUUUGAUGACAUCCUUUUGCUGGACCAAAGUCCAACGUUGGGCUUAUACAUAAAAUAUUUAUGUCAUUAUAUAUAAUUAAAAUUGUCAAUAUACCCUACUUAAAUGAUCUAAUUAAAACUAAAGGGUUUGAGUUUAAAUAUAUCAAUAGGUAUACCCUACUUAAAUGAUCUAAUUAAAACUAAAGGGUUUGAGCUUAAAUAUAUCAAUAGGUUGUGGGCCUUAAAUGUGUAGAGACUCGUUUUAUGACUGAGUUUAUGACUGAGUUCUAUGAUGGGCUGAAUGCCAGUCACAAGUUCCUAGGUUAUACAUAUUCCUUUUCUCCUAUUAUCCCGAGAAAAUAAGAGUGAUAACAUAGAAUCAGGUAUUCAAUUUUCUCUUGUAAGUUUGUUCUUCUAAUUCAACAUAAUCGAUCCUGUUUGUUAGUAAUGGUAUUCACCAUUGUUUUGUCCCAUCAAGUGGUAUCAGUCGCCUUUUUAUGAUGAGUUUUAGGACAAUUUUAUGUUGUUGCACCAUUUUUAAUCGAUUAAUUUGGAAUUUGAGUCACUAUUAUGCUCAGUAAGUUUUAUUCAAUUAAUUUUUCUUUUCGUCUGUUGGAGAAUUAACAAUCAGAAAUUGGUCUUUUUUUUCGAAAGAUAAAGCUACUGGAAUUACUCAUGUUACUUUCUUUUAAACCUAGGCCAUAAUUGUAAAAUAUAUGGAGAAUCAAAUAGUUUUUCUCAUAUGGCUUAAUCGUUUUUUUAAUAAUAAAUGUUUCCCCUAUUGUUCAGGGAAUUUAGUUUUUUUUUAAGGAAAUUCAGUUGUUUUUUUUAAUUAAGUAUCCAUGUCGAAUAUGUAGGAGUAUUCAUUUUAAUUAGUUUCCUAUUUUUUUAGGGAAAUCAAUUUAUAUUUAAGUUUAAGAUUAAGCAUUUAGUUUGUUUUAAGGUCUUAGAAUCAGUUAAUAUUAUUAUUUGGUCGAUGUUUCCUAUUUUUUAGGAAAUUUGUUUUUUUAGGUGUUGGAAUCAAUUAGUUGUUGGGUAAUUGCCACGAUUUGCCUAAGAUUAUUAAGCUCCUUAUUUUUGGAUUAUGGUUUCUUCAUCCAUUUUUAAUGAAGAUAUUUUAGGAAAUCAAUUUGUUUUAAGCUUUGAGAAAUACGGUUUUUUGAAAUUAUGUUUUUUCUAAUUGCUCUCGUAUUACAAUAAUUUAAAUUGUAAAAAGGGAUAUUCGGAAUAAUUAAAGUGUAAAUAUAGUAUGCUUUUAUAUAUACCGGAGGUAAUUUAGUAGAUACAAUAAGUCGCCGAAGUGAUCUCUUUUAUUGAAAUUAAAUUAUUAACAGUAUAAAAGGAUAGAUUCACAAAAAUUAUAUUAUUAUCAAUCGGCUCAAAAGAAGGUCCCUAAUAAUAUACUUGUGUGAAUUUUUUCGGGUGAUGAUAAACAUGUGAUAGUUAUAAGGAUUACAUAUGAUUAUUUAAUCGGACCAAGAAGGUUUUAUAAUCGAUGUGUUAUUUAUUAUCAAUGUUAGAUUACUGCAACAAGUUGUCACUAAGAAGUUAGUAUUUUCAUCCAAAGAUGGAAUAUUAAUGAAAAAUCGAUAUCUUGUAAUGGAAUGUUACUAAAUUAGACUUAUUAUUAUUGGUUUUAGAAUUAAAGUUUGUGACAUUAUUAAGUUUAUUUUCUUGUUCUUUUUCAGUUUAUCUAAUCCUGUUAAUAUUACUUUUAACAUCUAUUUAAUUCUUUAUUAAAUGGCUCAUAUUUUAAAGAAUGGAAAGAAAAUCUUUCGAUUGUUCUUGGAGUUAUGGAUCUCGACUUUGCGUUAAGGGUUGACUCUCCCACCCUAGUUACUGAUUUGAAUACCUCUGAUUAAAAGAGGAAGUUUGAAAGGUGGGAGAGAUCAAAUCGCAUGUGUAUGAUGAUUAUCAAAAGGGCCAUUCUUGAAGCAUUCAGGGGUACAACUUCUGAUGACAUAACUACAGCUAAAGCUUUCCUUACGAAUAUUGAAAAAUGGUUUGUCAAAAAUGAAAAGGCUGAAAUUGGUACAAUUUUGAUGACCUUAAUUUCAAUGAGAUAUAAAGGUAAUGAUAAUAUUAGGAAGUACAUAAUGAAAAUGUCUCAUUUAGCUUCGAAACUAAAGACACUAAACCUGGAAAUUUCUUAGGAUCUAAUAGUGUACUUGGUUCUGAUAUCUCUUCCUGCAAGUUUUAAUCAGUUUAAGGUGAGUUAUAAUUGUCAGAAAGAGACCUGGUCUCUGAAUGAGCUCAUCUCACACUAUGUACAGGAAGAGGAAAGGUUAAAGCUAGAAAAGACUGAAAGUGCUCAUCUUGCCUUUACCUCAAAAUCUAAAAGGAAAAGGCCACAAAAGAAAAAAGCUGCAGAUAAGGAUUCUCAAAAGAAACAACAAAAGGAUAGAUCAACCAAUGUUGAAAAUAAGGGUUGUUUCUUUUGUGGAAAUCCUAAUCACAGGAAGAAGCAAUGCAACGAUUACCACGCUUGGCGUGCUAAGAAAGUAAAUAAGUGGAAGCAGAAGAGCUGGUCAAACAGAUGGAAGCAAUUCACAAGCAAGUUCAUACCAAUCUGGAGGAGACUAACAGAAAGUAUAAAAUGCAAGUUGAUAAACACUUGAAGGCAAGGCCACCAAUCAAGGAAGGUGAUCAUGUAUGGGUGUACCUCAGGAAGAAUAGAUUUCCACAGCUUAGGAAGAAUAAACUCCUACCAAGAGCCAUAGGCCCAUAUCCAGUCUUAAAGAAAUAUGGAGACAAUGCCUUUGAGAUCCAGCUGCCUGUAGAGUACAACGUCUCCCCUAUCUUCAACAUAGGAGAUCUUACCUUGCACAAACCUGAUCAACAAUUGGGGACAAUUCUUUUUCAAGGGGGAGGAGUUGAUGCAGAUGCAUCAGGCAACAAAGCCUUCUCAAACCACAUGCAAGGACAAAACAAUACAAGUGACUCAUUAUCUACGCCAAUUAGUCAACAGGAGCAAGAGACCAGCAAUGAUACUUUCCACACGUCAGGCAUAGACCCAAGAACACUCAAAGAGACUAAGGAAACUCAACACACCAUAGAAACCAGCAUAGUGGGUGCAAAAGAACCAACAGACAACAGAGGAAUCUGACGACCAGCAGACUUUGCUGACUCUCCUGAGCACGAACCAGAGGCACCUGGACCCUGAGGAAGACCGGAAUGUCAUCUCUCUACAUGGGCCAAGACAUAGAGGGCCCAGAGUCUCAAUAACAAUCCACCAGGAAGCCUGUAGGACACAUUGAAGAACGGCUGGUCAGCAGAUUAGGAAAAUCAGAAAAUUGACUAAGUGUUGGCCUUUCUGUUUGCAUUCUGUUUUGUUAGUUAGAACACAUAUAUUAAGCAAGUCCAUUUGUAACGGCUAUAUAUACGAAUGCUCUCAUGUAAUAGGAGACGUUUUUCAUUUUGAUCAAUAUACUGAGGUAUUUCAAAA